Molecule: messenger RNA, 1388 nt
Organism: Polyodon spathula (Mississippi paddlefish)
Lineage: Eukaryota; Metazoa; Chordata; Actinopteri; Acipenseriformes; Polyodontidae
Product: calsenilin-like
Exons: 8
Coding region: 566-1252 (228 amino acids)
Biological process (GO): regulation of potassium ion transmembrane transport; negative regulation of transcription by RNA polymerase II
Cellular component (GO): nucleus; voltage-gated potassium channel complex
Molecular function (GO): DNA-binding transcription repressor activity, RNA polymerase II-specific; RNA polymerase II cis-regulatory region sequence-specific DNA binding; potassium channel regulator activity
Source: RefSeq, a predicted model, not a curated record
UCCAACCGAGGAAACAAAUGAAAACAAUAUUAUAUAUAUUUUUUUUUAAAAAUCAAAUUAAUGUAUUUACAAUGAAUUCUGAACCAGCAGUCAGACACCACCAGGCACUGCAUGAUUGUGUGUACUUGUAGAAAUUCAGGCUUGCAGUUAAUGAAAUCUAUUUUCUGUCAUUAACCAGCGCUGGGAAGAAAAAAAAAAAAACUGUGUUUAAAAAAAAAAAAAAAUCCUCUUUCUACCCUGUGCCGGCAGAUUACCGUCGUCCUGACUUAAAACCAUCAUUCGUCUGUUUUUUUUUUUUAGUUCACUUUGUUUUGCCUGGGAUCUGUGCGCCAUACCCCUACAGCCCAAGACAAAACGCUCUUUCCAGGACGUUUCAAACUUCAUUGAACUUUGACAGAAGCUAGAGAACGCGCUGGGAGUUGUGCAAUGGGCCACUGAGCAGUGUGUUCAGUGGUCUUGUGGAUUACUGUCGGCCCACACCCCUUGGAGAGACAGAGAGAGGGUGAGGGAGUGUGCGAGGGGUCGCGGGGGAGCUCUGAAUGAGCACCGACCCACGGCGUUCGGGAUGGGGAUUCAAGGCAUGGAGAUCCUCGCGGUGGGGGUGGUCCUCUUCAUGUUCAUGGCCGUCCUCAAGCAGUUUGGGGUCCUUGAACCUAUGGAAGACAGCAGUGAAAGUGAUCUGGAGCUGUCGACAGUGAGGCACCAGCCGGAGGGUCUGGAUCAGCUGCAGGCGCAGACCAAAUUCACCAAGAAGGAGCUGCAGUCUCUGUACCGGGGCUUCAAAAACGAGUGCCCCAGCGGUCUGGUGGAUGAGGAGACCUUUAAGAUGAUCUACUGUCAGUUCUUCCCGCAAGGAGACGCCACCACCUACGCUCACUUCCUGUUCAAUGCCUUUGACAUCGACAGGACCGGCUCCAUCCGCUUCGAGGACUUUGUCAUCGGACUCUCAGUGCUGCUUCGAGGCUCAGUCCAUGAGAAACUCAAAUGGGCCUUCAACCUCUAUGACAUCAACAAGGAUGGCUACAUCACCAAGGAGGAGAUGCUGGCGAUCAUGAAGUCCAUCUACGAUAUGAUGGGGAACUACACAUACCCCUCGGUGAGAGAGGACACCCCCUUCGAGCACGUCGAGAAGUUCUUCCAGAAGAUGGACAGAAACCAGGAUGGAGUCGUGACCAUUGAUGAGUUCAUGGAGACUUGUCAAAAGGAUGAAAACAUCAUGAGCUCCAUGCAGCUGUUCGAGAAUGUGAUCUAGAACUACCUGGAAUGAUCUAGAACGUCUGCACCAAUCGUCUACCGUCACUCACCCACCCACCCACCUAUUUCUGUGUCAACAACAGACUGAACUUUUUCUAUAGAAAUUAUAUAUAUAUAUAAUUAUAUAUAUAUAA